UAUGAAUGCUAAGCUAACGGGCUUCACGCAAUUGUUUUGUCGGACUCGUGCGUGUGGCAGAUAUACGGGAUGCAUUUUAGGAUUUGAGGCAUCGCCAUCCAGUUUUAUACACAGUAGCUUUGGUUUAGUUUUAAAGAGCAGAGGAGAGGAACAAGAGAGGAGGGAGCCUAAUGCAGUCUGCUGCAGAGACUGUGGAGAAUGCCUCCAUCCUCUCAGGUGGCUCGGCACAGGACGGUCAUCGGCUCUGGAUCGGCAACAUUGACCCUAAAAUCACAGAGUACCACCUAGUGAAGCUCCUGGAGAAGUUUGGCAAAGUGAAGCAGUUUGACUUCCUUUUCCACAAGUCAGGUCCACUGGAGGGCCAACCAAGAGGAUACUGCUUUGUCAACUUCCACACCAAAGAGGAGGCUGAACGGGCUAUUCAGUGUCUGAAUGGAAAACUGGCACUUUCUAAGAAGUUAGUGGUGCGUUGGGCUCAUGCUCAGAAGUUUGAACCCUUCAGAGGGGACAAAAAUGUGCCGGCCAGUUUAGAGCCUUCAUCCAGUGAAGCAGAGCAGCUGUCAACCACACUGAGUGUUAAUGCAAAGAUCCGUGCCAUCGAAGCCAAGCUGCAGAUGAUGGAAGAAAACCCAGAUGACUAUCCCGGCCCAUCUGUGUACAUCUACAACAAACCCCCCGAUAAAAGAGACAAGAGGUCCCAGCCCUACUACAAGCCGUUCCGCAAAUUCAGGAGAUGACCUCUCCAACAACUGGCCAAGUGUCUCUGCAGUGAGCGGACUGUGAGAUUUGCGGAGAUAAGCUGCUCUUGUCUCUUGGCCAGUGUGAGACUGUAAUGUAUUAUGAGAAGAGAGUGUCCAAGACCUUCGAUUGGUAGUGCUGUUCUGUUUCUCAGCCAGCGGAGGAGUCUUUUUACUGUGAAAGACAGCUGAUGUAAGCAAAAUCUAACCACAAAAUUCUAGUGAAUUUAGUUUUUCCUUUUUUCGAAUAUUGAUGUUACCCAAGUAAUUUCAGUUCUUCAGGUUUUAAAGGGAUAGUUCAGUCAAAGGAUGACAGUUCUUUCAUCAUUUACUCGCCCUCGUGUCAUUCCAAACCAGUAAGAGGAUAUUUUGAUAAAUGUCUUUUUUUUUCUUUUGGUCAAGUCAUUGUGGUCCGAUGUUGUUUGAACCCUAAAAUAUCUCCUUUUGUGCUCCGCAGAAGAAACAAGAGCACGGGUUCGGAAAAACAUGGAGGUACAUAAAUCAUGACAGAAAUUUCAUUUUUGGCUGAACUAUCCUUUUAAGAGUUCUGCACCUCUUCAAAAUCUCAAUUUACAUCCCUCUCUAGAUAUCCUUUCUGAAUAUACAGUAUCUCACAUUGAUUUUUACUCGCUUGUAAACUGCCCAAAAGUGUUGUUGUGUGUUGUGUGAGUCUUAUGAUCCUAAAUCUACAUACUACUCAGACUUUCCCAUUCUUUGUUACACUGUUGUAUGUGUAAAGGAAGCACAAUAUUUUGCAUUGUUUAUUUAACUAUUAAUAUCUUGCCUUUUUAAGUCUAAAGUGAAAAGGGCUUUUAUUAAAUGAUCUGGAGAGGGGGCAUCACAGUUGAUGUCAUGAACCGUUUUGAUCAAGUGUAAAUAUCCAGGUAUUUUGAUAGAUUUUGCUCCUGUGUGUCCAAAAUUAAAUGAAACUGUCCUCCUGUGAGGUGUUCAAACUGGAUUCUCCUGCUUUUAUUUGAAAUGGACAUGCUUGUUGGACAUUGCUUUGAACUGUCUGUAAUGAUCGAUAAUAGGCUAGUGCUGUAGUGACAAUUUCUAUAGCACCGUUGUCUCAGUAGCCUACGUUUAUUUAUAAGACUGCCACCGUUUUCAAUUACGAACAGGCCUAGUGAUGAGUAUAAGGUAGUUAUAGUCUCUUCCCAUAAACAGAAUUUAAUUCAAUAUCAGUUGAACCCUAAAAUAAUCAGUUUUCUUAUUUAUUAAAACUCUUCCGUUUUUAAAUUCGGAUUAGCGGACUUUCAUAACAAUAUAGCGAAUCUGACCCCCUGUCAAUUUCCUUUUAUUCAGUUUUAUUUAUUAUUUUUGAGUUACUGGGUUCAUUUAUUUUUCGACGCUACCUUUCCUGAUGUUUGUGAUAUUAAAGUAAGUGGUCACAUUGACUAACGAGGCAAGUUUCCGCCAUGUACACUUAAAAAUAAAGGUUCUUCAUUUG
Molecule: messenger RNA, 2187 nt
Organism: Sinocyclocheilus grahami
Lineage: Eukaryota; Metazoa; Chordata; Actinopteri; Cypriniformes; Cyprinidae
Gene: rbm18
Product: RNA binding motif protein 18
Exons: 6
Coding region: 171-737 (188 amino acids)
Molecular function (GO): RNA binding
Source: RefSeq, a predicted model, not a curated record